Homalodisca vitripennis (glassy-winged sharpshooter) is the source of this 821-nucleotide messenger RNA. Its product is annotated as ubiquinone biosynthesis protein COQ9, mitochondrial-like. Lineage: Eukaryota; Metazoa; Arthropoda; Insecta; Hemiptera; Cicadellidae. Gene Ontology annotation, biological process: ubiquinone biosynthetic process. The record is from RefSeq and is a predicted model, not a curated record. Gene Ontology annotation, molecular function: lipid binding. Gene Ontology annotation, cellular component: mitochondrial inner membrane.
GAGAAUCGACUGACAGACAGCAGGAACGAGAAAGGGAACGCUCGGGAUGAGAACCAUCAGUAUGAGGAUAACAUCAAGCAGAAAAUACUGCAGGCAUCUCUGCCCUUUGUGAUCCAGUAUGGCUGGAGCAAAAACACUAUCAGUGCAGCACUCUGGGAUAUCCUGGAGUUAUCCAUGGUAUGUUUCCCACAAGGCGGGGCCGACCUCGUCAACCACUUCUACGCUACCUGUAACCAGGAACUUGCCACACAGCUGAAGCUAGCUGCGGAGAGCACAGACAAAACUAGCACAAAGGAGCCGCAAGUGUUUGUGCGCGACGCAGUAGAGACAAGGCUGCGCAUGAUCACACCGUAUCUCGCACAAUGGCCGCAAGCUCUCGCACUGAUGACAUUGCCGCUGCCCAAUGUCCCCACAGCCCUCGCAAACUUGCUCACUCUGGUGGACGACAUCUGUUACUACGCAGGAGACAGGUCUGUUGACUUAAACUGGUACAGUCGGAGGGUGGCGUUGGCAGCGAUCUACAAGAUGACAGAGCUGUACAUGCUCCAGGACUCUAGUGAGGGCCACGUUGCAACUUGGGAGUUCCUCACGCGCCGCGUGGAUGAGGCAGCACAACUACACUCUGUGCUGCUACAGUCCGAGACGGGUGUGGCGUUUGCGCAGGAGCUGGCCUCCGCCACCUUUACCACGGCCCGGAACAUCCUCGGACUACAAAGAUAGCCUUGGCGUUACCAGUAGAACCGAGUCAAGCUCUCCCAUUUCACAUAAGUAUUUAUUCUCGUGUUGUAGAUAUUGUAUAAGUAAAUUUGUUAUUUUUUAAA